Molecule: messenger RNA, 6489 nt
Organism: Perca flavescens (yellow perch)
Lineage: Eukaryota; Metazoa; Chordata; Actinopteri; Perciformes; Percidae
Gene: ppm1aa
Product: protein phosphatase, Mg2+/Mn2+ dependent, 1Aa
Exons: 6
Coding region: 456-1610 (384 amino acids)
Biological process (GO): protein dephosphorylation
Molecular function (GO): protein serine/threonine phosphatase activity; magnesium ion binding; manganese ion binding
Source: RefSeq, a predicted model, not a curated record
UGUAAUUACGCAGUUCAGCCACAACGCCAAAAUCGCUUCACAGCCAGCCCAUCGCCGUUCGUUCCUGGGGGCUUGCUCUGUGCUGCUCAGAAGCUAACGUUAGCUAGCGAGCUGUCAAGCUGUCUAGUGGAGAGGCUGGGACAGACGUUUCAGCUCCCCCUGGCUUUGCCACUCUAAGUUCCGGGCCACAAAUUACAAAGAAAAUCUGUGAGAAUAUACUUAAGAUCGCCAGCUGAGAUAAUGUAAUGCAUCACGGGCGUACGCAAAGAGGGACCUCCGCACUUACACCAUUUGUAUGCUAACUGGCUAGCUAGCAUAGCUAACCCGUCGCGACCCCUCUAGUUUCGUCGGUGUACCUUCUCUGGUGUGAACUUAGACCAGUCAGUCCUUGUCACUGUCGCAGCUUCCGUUGCUGUCAACUAGUAUUUUGGAUAUUUGGUCUUAAAAGGGACACAAUGGGUGCAUUUCUGGACAAACCAAAGAUGGAAAAAUACAAUUCCCGUGGUGAGGGCAACAACCUGAGGUAUGGGCUAAGUAGCAUGCAGGGUUGGCGGGUCGAGAUGGAAGAUGCACACACAGCAGUAAUUGGUCUGCCACAUGGUCUCGACCCCUGGUCGUUCUUUGCUGUUUAUGAUGGCCAUGCUGGCUCUCAGGUAGCUAAAUACUGCUGUGAGCACCUGCUGGAGCACAUCACCAGCAACUCAGACUUCCAGAGUGCUCUGCAGGAGGAUCCCUCUGUGGAUAGCGUGAAGAUUGGGAUCCGCACAGGAUUCCUGCAGAUUGAUGAACACAUGCGAACCAUCUCUGAGAAGAAGCAUGGUGUGGACCGCAGUGGUUCCACUGCAGUGGGAGUGAUGAUUGCUCCGAGCCAUAUCUACUUCAUCAACUGUGGCGAUUCACGUGGACUCCUCAGCCGGGGCGGAGCUGUGCACUUCUUCACUCAGGAUCACAAACCCAGCAACCCUUUGGAGAAGGAAAGGAUCCAGAAUGCCGGAGGCUCAGUCAUGAUCCAGCGAGUGAAUGGGUCCCUGGCUGUGUCUCGGGCUUUGGGAGACUUCGACUACAAGUGUGUGCAUGGAAAAGGCCCGACAGAGCAGCUUGUGUCUCCUGAGCCCGAAGUUUAUGCGAUAGAGAGAUGCGAGGGAGAAGAUGAAUUCAUUAUAUUAGCUUGUGAUGGCAUCUGGGAUGUCAUGGCCAAUGAGGAACUGUGUGACUUUGUCAGAUCAAGGCUAGAGGUGACAGAUGAUCUUGAAAGAGUCGCCAAUGAAAUUGUUGACACCUGCUUGUACAAGGGGAGCCGCGACAAUAUGAGUGUUGUGUUAAUCUGCUUUCCUGGGGCACCAAAGGUAUCUCCAGAAGCAGUGAAACGGGAGGCUGAGCUGGAUAAAUAUCUUGAGGGCAGAGUAGAAGAGAUCAUCAAAAAGCAGGGGGAUGAAGGUGUCCCGGAUUUGGUCCAUGUUAUGCGGACGUUAGCAUCUGAGAGCAUCCCUAACCUCCCUCCUGGAGGAGAGCUGGCAAGCAAACGAAGUGUUGUUGAAGCAGUGUACAACAAACUCAACCCCUACCGAAGUGAUGACACAGACUCUGCGUCCACAGACGACAUGUGGUAACACAACCUCCUACCACUAACACAGCAUAGAGUUUACAAACCACCAUCCUCUCAAGACCCACAGCAGCUCAGCUCAGCAGUCUGUCUCUCCGUCACUCUGAGCUUUUGGUUUCUAAGAAGGGAAUUUCAUGGGAGGAGGAAGAAGAGGAAGAGGAGUUGCAUGCACACACACCUGGAAUAGUGCAGCACCAAUCCACUCUGGAGUUCAGGAUCCCCACUGUCUUGUCUCCCCCUUUAUGUUCACCCACCCUAAUACUCUCCUCUAAAGUAAUCCAUAACAAGUGAGUCCCCAUGGUUUUCUUUCUUUUUGUUAAUCAGCUUAAGUAGUAAGAUUAUUUUUUUUUUUGCUGUAAUUAAUUUGAUUCACAUUUCCUUGUGUGUGUUUGUAUAUUUCUGUUUUUGUGAAGUGCAAUUGUCCUGUACAAACAGCCUGUAUUUAAUGCAGCUUGAUUUUAAGUUAAAAAAAAAAGAAAGAAAUGAAAAAGAGAACCUUUUUAUGCACUAUCUGCCUUUUCCUGCUCUUCUGGAAUUGUAACAAAUGUCUAUUCAGUGAAUAUUACUGCUUGUCCUCCAGGCACAAUGUUUCUGCGCUUUUACUUUCCUUUUUUUCAGUUAGUCUAUGCUCCUUUUUAAAAAACAAAAACAAAAAAAAACGGGUAAAUUGUAUAGUUGACAGCACAGUAAGCUCUCUAUCAAACCAUCUAAAUCCUAAUUAUUUUCCCUGUGCUUUUUUUUUUUUAUUGUAUUUUAUUUUUGUAAGUGGUUUUCUGUACAUGCUCAAAUAAUAAUGGCGGUGUUUCUCGGUCAUUUUGGAAGUUUGACAUGAAUUAUUUUUAUUUCUUCUAAGGCAUCUGAUGAAAAAAGACCCCUGUUAACACAUUUGUCUGUGCGAAUAGAUACUUACAAGCGUGCGUGCGUGCUUGUGUGUAUGUAUGUACGCACGUGUGUCAGUGUAAAGGCAGAUCUGUAUGUGCAACUCUAAUUUAAAUUUGCUAUGGUGUUUCAGACAACAGACCAGGCUGGAGUUAAAGGGAAUUGCUUUCCCACUUCUUACCCAUUGUCUUUUUUUAGCCAGUGUUCCAUAUCAUCCCAAUAUAGGCUUUCACUACUACUUAUUCCAAAAAAACUUUGGAUAACAGAGUUUACAUGCUGUUACGCUAUUUGAACAACAUCAAGCUAUAUAUCAGAAUUAUACAGUAACCUGAGAUGGCAUAAACGGUUCAAUUUACCCAUGGUGCAUUGCAUUAGUUUACACCUCUAGUGUGUCAUAUUUAAAUAUCAGUUUCUAAACAUGCAUUGUUACCAGUGCCCACUGUGGGUGCCAUAUGAUUUUAUAAUCUCUUGUUUCAGCUUUAUGACAGCCUAUGCCAAGUUUCUUUUUCAUGAGAUUCAGUUUUUGUAUGUGGUACAGAUAGUUUUAGCCUUUACCUUUUAACAUCUGAUAAUUUGACUGAUGUGAACAGUUUAAGCACUGACUAUUUUAGAGAAAAUCACCCACUACCAGUCUGAUGAUAGGACAAACUGUUGACUCUAAAACUUACAAGGCUAUUUUUUUAUUCUUCACAUGGUUUUUAGUUAAACAUUCAAAUCAAGAACAAAUCUAACUGUAAUGAGUUCUCAUGGUUGUAUAGCACCUUUUUAUUCUCGUCGGGUUUGCUCUGCCUAAAAUCCUCCCUCACGGCACCACAAGCCAGCACAAUACAGUUUGCUGCUAUAGUGUAUGAUCUGUGGGUUAAUUUUCCCCUCUGAAAAGAUGAAUAGUCCCAGACUAAAUCUGUAUCUCACACACACACACACACACACACACACACACACACACACACACACACACACACACACACACACACACACACACACACACACACUCUCACUAUAUUUCUUGAAGAGAAAUGGUUUUAUUUCAGAUUUAUUUUCUGCCUUUUGUCUAAAAUUGCAUUGUUGGAAAUUUAUGUAUGUAUAUAUUUUGGACUUAAACUUUCAAGGAAUAAAUCAUGCCGCUUGAGUUAGUUUUUUGCCAUGGACAAAAUGUGAUUCUGGUUUGUCUUGGGAUAGUUAGUUGAAUAUUUCUGUGUUUUGGUAAACAAGGGUUGCCCUCUAAUCACUUUGGUGUCCCUCUGAUCAACACUGAGGGUUUGAACAGUUUAAUUUACAUAAUACACAAUAAUGUACUAAAUUUGUAACUCUAAUUAUCAAAAUGACAAUCUAACAAUUUCACUGCAUUUAGGUGCAGCAAAUUAUUUAAUCUUUAACAAAACAGACUAAUCCUAAAUUAGCUGCUUUCUAAUAGGCUUUAGUUACAAAAAGGCCAAAGACAUUCAAAUUUAGUAGUAGCAGGUCGAUAUCACAAGAAGUAACUAUAAAGGAGAACUGAGCUGUAACCCUGUAAAAGCUGUUAAGAAUGUAAAGAUAUUAGAGUGAUGUUAACUUUAUUUUGAGAUUUAUUUUGCCGUUAGUUAGCUUUUAAAGGUACUCUGGAGUUUUUGACCACUGGUGAUGCUGUAGAGAAAUAUUUUGAUGAGCGUGUCCUCGCUCUACCAGCAUGAGCUUAAAGGGGAACAUGACUGAAGGGGGCAGUAAUGUGUAUCAACAGUUAGGUUAGUAACGCGGUAUAAUAGACGAUAUGACUGAUUAAUAAAUGCAGGUUUCAAAACCGAAAAAAGCCAUUGAAAAUCUUUUGUGACGUAUUUAAUAGCAUUAGUCAUGUUUGUUAGGCCUUAAAGACACGCACAAUGCAUUUUGGUAAGAAAUGUUGAAUGUAAACCUAACUGUGUUUACAGUGGAAACUCCAUAGGGUACCUUUAAACGGCCAGUCACCCAAGAAUUGACAUUAUUACAACUUUUACAACAAUUACAACUUAGUCAUAAUUCAGUAGAUUUCUUUGUGUGUUUGCAUGAAUAUUCCCUCAAAAAAAGCAAAAACCUAAAAUGCAACAAAAAACAAACCGUACAGUAAAAACAUUUUUUAAUUCAUGUUUUUUGAAAUAACAGUAUUGUAUUUCUAACACAAUACUUACCAAUACCUACUGUACUCACAAUGUAAAAUGUAAACCCUUCAUGUCAGUUUAUUCACUAUGUUUGAGGAAAAACUUAAUGUGUAUAGAAAUGCCUUUUGUAUUAAGAUAAGCAGUUUUAUUUUGCGAUGCAUUGCUUAUAUUUGUUAAGUGAGUGCACUUAAUGUCUCUCAUAAACUAUUUCAGCACCCAGCUGCAAAUCUGGUAGGUGCUGAUGACUCUUAAAGCAACAUUUCAUGCAAUUUUUAAUAAGUAACAUACAAUAUUUAUUUGCAUCUCAAGGCCAUCAAUACCCCCCGCCCCUGGACUGUCCUGCAUUGCCCUAGAGAUUUACAAUUCAGGAUGUGGCCCUUAAAUGAUGCUGGUUAAUUACACAUUUGUACAAACCACAGAAUGAAAAAUGUAAAAAUUAGCUUUUUAGUAUUCAAAAUUGCUGUAGCUAAAAUUUACGCAGAUAUUGACUGUGGCCUGGCUGUGAUUUGUCACAUCUGGGCGUUUUGUUUGUCAUGUAAAAUGUCUAUCAUCGUUUCCCUGUUAGACCCACAUCCCAAACAAAAAAAAGAACAAAAAAAAGAUCCCAAGAGUCUAUUCUAUUUAAUUUUUCAUGAACUGAAAUACCUCAUUACAUGAAUAGGAAGUGUUUUUGUGUUAGGUUAGAUCCAAACUGCCCCCGCCCGCCUCAUAACACCCUCAACUGCUUACCUGUUUAAUUUCACCAACUUUUCCACUUGUGUGAUGCUCAUUUAGCUCAAUCUAGAAUUGUAUUGAGGGUUCAGGGUUUUAGAAAGGUGAGUAGUGUGAGAAGUGACUAAAUGACAAAAGUCAUGUGCACUAAUCAUCUGUAUAAUCAGCGUGUUUGUUUUUUUUAGAAAUUGUUAUUGUAGAAAAAAGAUUAUAAAGCUAUUUACAGAGUUACCUUUGGUUGCCUGGAAUGCAUCCUGUAUAUUCUUGUACGGAGCACUACCUGGCAGAUGUUGAAGAGAUUUAAAUGCUUGCGCCCUCUUGUACAUAUUGAUGUACCUUGGUUGUGGCGCUUACUGUGUGACCCUUCGCAGUUGUGGUUUAUUUGUCCCCUGACAGGGCGACCUGAGCCUCACUUUGCUGACCUUUUUCAGCUCAUAAAUAAGCUCACCGAUUUGCCUUACCCAAUCUCGUGUUGCCCCCCUAAAAUACUUGUUCAACAAAACACUACGAGGAGUAAUGCUGUUGACAUUACACUCUUAUAGAUUCAAAACUGUCCCCAUCUUAGGGUACGUAAGCUAUCAACAAAGUGACUUUGUCCUGGUUGUUACAUGGUACAACUUUUCAACCAUCACUGGUUUGUAUGCUAUCCCCACCCCCCCCCCCCCCCCAUAUUACCUUAUUGAAUCUCAGUUUUGAAAGCUUAUUUAAUUUUCCACUGCAGAUGAUGUCAUACUUUUAACUAAUGCAAGUGUUUUAACAUGGUAACCUCGUAAGCAUUCAAAAUGUGCAUACAUACAUUCAUGUCUGGUAUAUUUAUGAUUACAUUCAAGAAUAGCUUUAGAGUGCUGUAGAUAAGUAUUGUCAAUGUUGAUUCAAAUGCUUCUCAGAGGUCUCUGUGAGUGAUUUUACAAAGUUCAAUAACUGUAUAUUUUGUAUUAUGUUCUAGCUCCAAACGAAUGGCAGAAAAAAAUGUUUAAAAAAGCUUUGUUCCCUGAACUAAAUUGUACUAUUUGUGUUGUCGAUUGAACAAAUUGCAUUCCUUGCUUGUGAAUUGAUGCAUUUCUCUUCCUGCUCCUUACAUCUUCUCCCCUUCUUUCCCUUUCUUUCAUUUUUUAGCCUUUAAAGUUUGAAUAAAAUUUCUAGUUUGCAGAAUGUAUUACUAAAUAAAUGGGUUGUCAUCUUGUA